UGCAGUUCCGGCUCUGCGGAUUCAGUGCUCACGUUUCUUUCUCCCGUGGCUCUAGCUGCCUUUUGUCCUCCCACUUCAGCAACCCGCGAGGCAACUCUGCUUGCAGACAGCUCAAAUAGAUUUUCUGCUUUUCUUAGGACGCGGUGGGAUCACCGGCCUUUAACGAAAGUGCGGCUGCGAACAGGCAGGUGGGCGCGGAGCUCGGGGGAGGCGCGCUCGGGCUCCCGGUGGCGGCGACGACUACGACGACCAAGAAAGCGGACGGAGGCGGCGCUUGAAAGAGCGGCGGAGCCCAUGCCCCGGGACGGCGGGCGGGCCCGGAGAGACAAGUCCGGGGCCCGGGGCAUGUCCCCGGGGCCCCCGUGAGGAGGCGGCGGCGGCGAUGGAGAACCCGCCGCAGGAGGCGCCGCCCGGCCCGGGCGCGGACGGCGACGCCGAAGAGGCUCCCGCCGAGGCCCAGUCUCCCAGUCCCGCAUCGUCCCCGACCGACGGGCGCCUCAAGGCUGCGGCCAAGCGCGUCACGUUCCCCUCCGACGAGGAUAUUGUGUCCGGAGCGGUGGAGCCCAAAGACCCUUGGAGACACGCCCAGAACGUGACUGUGGACGAGGUCAUCAGCGCUUACAAGCAGGCCUGCCAGAAGCUGAACUGCAGACAGAUCCCCAAGCUCCUCAGGCAGCUCCAGGAGUUCACGGACCUCGGGCAUCGCAUUGACUGUCUGGACCUGAAAGGUGAAAAGCUCGACUACAAGGCCUGCGAGGCCCUGGAGGAGGUCUUCAAGAGGCUGCAGUUCAAGGUCGUGGAUCUGGAGCAGACAAACCUGGACGAAGAUGGCGCCUCCGCCCUCUUUGACAUGAUUGAGUACUACGAGUCAGCCACCCACCUCAACAUCUCCUUCAACAAGCACAUCGGCACCCGGGGCUGGCAGGCCGCCGCCCACAUGAUGCGCAAGACCAGCUGUCUGCAGUACCUGGAUGCCCGCAACACGCCCCUGCUGGACCACUCCGCGCCCUUCGUGGCCCGUGCCCUGCGGAUCCGCAGCAGCCUGGCCGUGCUGCACCUGGAGAACGCCAGCCUGUCGGGGCGGCCCCUCGUGCUGCUUGCCACAGCCCUAAAGAUGAACAUGAACCUUCGGGAGCUGUACCUGGCCGACAACAAGCUCAAUGGCCUGCAGGACUCAGCCCAGCUGGGCAACCUGCUCAAGUUCAACUGCUCCCUGCAGAUCCUGGACCUCCGUAACAACCAUGUGCUGGACUCAGGUCUGGCCUACAUCUGCGAGGGCCUCAAGGAGCAGAGGAAGGGGCUGGUGACCCUGGUGCUGUGGAACAACCAGCUCACACACACGGGCAUGGCUUUCCUGGGCAUGACGCUGCCACACACACAGAGCCUGGAGACGCUGAACCUGGGGCACAACCCCAUUGGGAACGAGGGCGUGCGCAACCUCAAGAACGGCCUCAUCGGCAACCGCAGCGUGCUGCGCCUUGGCCUGGCCUCCACCAAGCUCACCUGCGAGGGCGCGGUGGCGGUGGCGGAGUUCAUCGCCGAGAGCCCCCGCCUCCUGAGACUGGACCUUCGGGAGAACGAGAUCAAGACGGGCGGGCUCAUGGCACUGUCCUUGGCCCUCAAGGUGAACCACUCCCUGCUGCGCCUGGACCUCGACCGAGAGCCCAAGAAGGAGGCGGUGAAGAGCUUCAUCGAGACGCAGAAGGCACUGCUCGCCGAGAUCCAGAAUGGCUGCAAGCGCAACUUCGUGCAGGCGCGGGAGCGGGAGGAGAAGGAGCAGCGGCUGCAGCUGUCGGCCUCCAUGCCCGAGAUCACCGUCACCGAGCCCCAGCCCGACGAGGAGCCCGGGGACGAGCCUGCCACCCAGGCGCAGGAGAACGGGGACCCGGCCCCCGGGCCCGGCCUGGACUCAGACUCAGACUCAGACUCCGAGGGGGAGGAGGAGGAUGGGGAGAGGGCUGUGGCCCCCUGCCCCACCCCACUGCCCCCCACGGACUCCCUGGGCCUUGGGGAUAGGAGCCCCCCAGGCAGCCCUUCCUCCCCCACUGAGCAGCGAAUCUCCGUGUCCAGCCCAGGCCGAGGCCACAAAGUGUUCGUGGUGACUCGCGUGGAGAGCCCCCCCGAGAGAGCAGAGCCCCCUGUGCCGCCCUCUCCUCGUCCUCCCUCCCCACCUGCCUUGCCUUCCCCGCCCCCCUCCCCUGCCCUGCCACCCGCUGAGGCCAUCAGCACUCGGGACCCAGGGUCAUCGGAGCCUCAGCCACAGCCAGAGCCGCCGCAGGCAGGGCCACCCCUGCCCAACGGCCUGAAGCCUGAGUUUGCCCUCGCACUGCCCCCAGAGCCGCCCCCGGGGCCCGAGGCCAAGGCGGGCAGCUGUGGCCUGGAACACGAACUGAGCUGCUCCAAGAACGAGAAGGAGCUCGAGGAGCUGCUUCUGGAAGCCAGUCAGGAAUCUGGGCAGGAGACACUGUGACACUUUAGUUCCUUUUUUUCCAGCCGGUCUUCUAUGAGCUGAGGCCAGAGCCAUGAGAACCUGCUCACCCUCACCCCCAGCCUUCCUGAGGCCCGGACGCCAGGGGUGGGGGCACCUUUCUGAGGACCCCUACCCCCCACAGCAACACUACAUGGGGUGCAGGAGCUACAGGGAGUGGCCCUCUCCAUCCUGACUUGAGCACUCCUGUUUGUGUCCAGCCCCUAAGCCUCUGCGCCAGAGGAGGGGGCGUCUCCAAGGUCAUCAGCCCCAAAACCGCUGACUUUUCUGGAAGGGCCCGUUAGGCCAGGCUUGCGGGGAGGGCCGGAGUCCUGGGUGGUGGUAGGCUAUCCCCCACCCCCUAUGGCACUGGGCACAGGACGAGGCAGGAGGCAUGGUGCGGGGCGGUGAGUGAUGGUGGUGGUUGGACUUUGUAGAGCAGCCCCAGGCGGUGCGGGCCGGGCGGGUGGGGGAUGGGAGCAGAGGAUCAGAGCUUUCUUCUUAAGUGCAAUAAAUCUAUCAGGGAGCUGCGGGGGCCAGGGCUCUGAGACCCUGCUGUCCAGGCCGCUGGAAGCUGCGCCCUGAGAGGCACUACAACCCGGGGAGGGUGGGGUGGAGUGGGCAGAGGGCUGGGGAGGGGCUCCUCCUGUCGGUGCAACUCUGUCCACACCUUUUCUAAUAAACCAGAGCUGGGUUCA
Eptesicus fuscus (big brown bat) is the source of this 3165-nucleotide messenger RNA. It is a transcript of the gene PPP1R37, whose product is annotated as protein phosphatase 1 regulatory subunit 37. Gene Ontology annotation, molecular function: protein binding. Lineage: Eukaryota; Metazoa; Chordata; Mammalia; Chiroptera; Vespertilionidae. The record is from RefSeq and is a predicted model, not a curated record. The transcript is spliced from 13 exons. The coding region runs from base 383 to 2470 and encodes 695 amino acids.